This is a messenger RNA of Oreochromis niloticus (Nile tilapia), 2562 nucleotides long. RefSeq names its product RWD domain containing 2B (gene rwdd2b). Gene Ontology annotation, molecular function: protein binding. Lineage: Eukaryota; Metazoa; Chordata; Actinopteri; Cichliformes; Cichlidae. The transcript has 4 exons. The record is from RefSeq and is a predicted model, not a curated record. Bases 276 to 1178 code for a protein of 300 amino acids.
CAAACAAAACUUCAUUAUUAGACGUUGCGGGACAUUAGACAGUGGUAAACUGCCUCUUUAUGUCUAUACUGUAUACAUAAAAAUGUUAUUUUGUUUUCAGAUUUCAUACUGUUCUGUAACGAAAUCAAUUUUAGAGGCUGGUUUACACCCGGAAACAUGGUAUGUGUUAGCAUAAGUGAUUCAUAUUUUUGGACCUACCAGAAAACUGUUUAACUGUUAACUUUUUAAAUGAACAUUAGAAAAGAUUGACUAUUUUAGUUCUCGACUAAAGCAGCAUGUCUUACUUGGAGUGGGCUGAGUCUCAGCUUGCAGAGAUAGAGCUGCUGACCAGCAUGUUCCCCACCGUGGAGGAGCUGGAGUUCACUGACCAGCUGGCACUAGCCGAGCUCAGGGACUACGUGGAGGGCUCAGCUUCAACAGGCGGCCCUCCACCGUCCAGACCCCAGUUUCUCAUCAAACAAAAGCUGGACUCUGCGAACACGGAGGGGACGCUGUUCAUUCUGUCCUGUGCUUACCCAUCUGAAUAUCCUAGUGUGUUACCAGAAAUAACAGUCCGGUGUCCUGGUCUCAGCAGGGCUCAGCAGACACAGCUCCAGGCACUUCUCAAUGCAUACCUCAUGGAAAACUGCCAGGGGGAAAUAUGUGUGCUCUCUGCUGUUGAAUGGGUGAAAGACAACCUCCAGCUUUUUAUUGAUAAGAGCUUAUUAGAAGCCCCAGCUCCUAAGAAGGAGUCUGCCUCUUCUCGGACGCCCGAAGUGUUCAGCCGGCUGUGGAUCUACAGUCACCACAUUUACAACAAGUCGAAGAGGAAGAACAUCUUGGAUUGGUCAAAGGAGCUGGGCCUGUCAGGAUUUAGCAUGCCUGGGAAACCUGGUAUUGUGUGUGUGGAAGGUCCUCAAUCUGCCUGCGAGGAUUUCUGGUCCAGAGUGAAGGUUUUGACAUGGAAGAAGAUCAUGAUUCGACACAGAGAGGAUAUUCCCCUUGAUUGUCAGAGUGAGGACAGCAGGCUUGUUGAACGUAUAGACUCCCUGCGCAAAUUUACAGGCUUUGAAGAAGCAAUGUUUGACCCCCAUGGAAACAGAGGCAAUCACAUGGACCUUGGGCAGCUCUACCAGUUCUUGAAUGAGAAAGGCUGUUGUGAAGUCUUUCAGAUGUAUUUUGGCAUUGAAGGGAGGUAGUAGUCAGACCGAGAUAAUGGAUGUACAUAGUUUUUGUACUGGUGCCUUGUCAGUGAAAUUACUUAUUCUGAAAAUAACUUUUAAAUGAAAUGGGAAUGCAGUAAGCUGAUAAAAUGAAAUAAAUUAACUGCAGCGUUUUUUGGGUUUCAAAGUUGUCAUACCUGCAAAAUUCACUGGAAUAAAAAGCAGAAAGAACAUUUCUGCAAUUUUCAGGAACAGUUUUCAUUUCUUUUUUUAAAAAUAGGCAUAUUUUAUCAAAAGAAGGAAGAAAAAAGAUGUUUAUCGGAGAAUUUCCUCGAGGACUUCGGUUAUAUUUGCAAUUUUAAUACUCCUGCAUAUCACGAAUUGCCCCAGGUGUUUCUUUUCUCAAAUGGCACCAGUGUGUUAUUACUACCGGGCUAUUAUAGGAUUUUCAGGUUUGAUAACAUUUUAAUAAUUGAACAACAUUGUCAACAAAAUGUUGGAUAUCUGUUUUUUUAAAUCUGUUGAUUUUCUUCUUAUGAAUUAUAGAUAUCAUAAGCAUGGAAAUUCUUUCUCCAAUUUUCUUUGAAUGAUUAGUUGUUAGAUAAAUUAUGCGUUGCUGUGGAUUAUACACUGGCAAUUAAAAUGUGUGGAUAUUUAUCAUUAAUCUUAAUUUGUCCCCCACCAAGCCUUGGAUGACCAAAAAAAAACAAGUUCCCAUUGUUGAUUCCCCUCAACCCUCUGGAGUUGUAUCUAACGUAUUAUGGAUAUUCUUGAUUUUCUUUUUCUUUUCUUUUUUUGAUGCAAAGUGCACUCCUUAGAUACAGCCUUUGAAAGUGUAUCAAUUCACCAUUUUUGUCACAUAAUAAUACAGAAAUACAGAUGAAUGUAAAGUCUUCAAACGAGUCUGAACACAGAGUAAUUUAGGAAGUUAGAUUGCUAAAGUGAUAUGACGAGGGAGACAUGUACUUUUAGUACUUCCUGUGAUUAAUUUAGUAUUAAAACAAUAAAAGGAAUGAUUAAGUCUGGUUCAAUGCACAGUUCUACGUUGAAAGGAAAUAACAAAACUUAAAGACAAAGUUGAUAUUUAGUUACCUGCAGAUUAUACUUGCAGACUCUGUUGGUCUACACUGUCCAGCAGAUGGCAGCAUAACAUAAUUAAAUUGGGCAAACAUGGAAACCGUAAUAUCUUAACUUCCUAAACAUGUUUAAAAUCCUAACUUCUGUCUAAAAGCAUGAGGAAAAAAAAGCUGGAAUAGUAAAACAAUUUGGAUUAAUGGGUGUUCACUUGUUACUUAUGUGAAAACUGACUACUGUGAUUUACAAGGUCAGACAGAAUGGAGUGCUGUAAAACGGAGGUGUUGUAUCUGUGCAUUUGAACACUUUGAACACAAAAUAAAGCAGCUAAAACAUCACAAAUUCA